Molecule: messenger RNA, 2389 nt
Organism: Colossoma macropomum (tambaqui)
Lineage: Eukaryota; Metazoa; Chordata; Actinopteri; Characiformes; Serrasalmidae
Gene: farsb
Product: phenylalanyl-tRNA synthetase subunit beta
Biological process (GO): phenylalanyl-tRNA aminoacylation
Cellular component (GO): phenylalanine-tRNA ligase complex; cytoplasm
Molecular function (GO): RNA binding; ATP binding; magnesium ion binding
Source: RefSeq, a predicted model, not a curated record
AGGGCUCUUAUUUUGCUUAGCUGAACCGACUCGCCGGCUGUGGCGUUAGCUGUGUUAGCCUAGCCGUGCGUGACCAUGCCGACGGUCAGCGUUAAGCGGGACCUGCUGUUCCAGGCGCUCGGACGGACCUACACUGAUGAAGAAUUUGAUGAGCUGUGCUUCGAGUUCGGCCUGGAGCUGGAUGAGAUUACGUCGGAGAAGGACAUAAUCAGCCGUGAGCAGGGCGACCAGAAGGCUGAAGGCGCCUCUGAUGUGAUUCUGUAUAAGAUCGAUGUUCCAGCUAACCGCUAUGACCUGCUGUGUCUGGAGGGUCUGGUCAGAGGGCUGCAGGUCUUCAAGGAGAAAAUGGAAGCCCCCCGUUACAGACGUGUCAGUCCGGCGAAUGGGGACCCUCAGCGGCUCAUCAUCACAGAGGAGACGGCGGGCGUGAGACCCCACGCUGUGGCCGCAGUCUUACGCAACAUCACCUUCACGCCGGAGCGCUACGAGAGCUUCAUCGAGCUGCAGGAGAAGCUCCAUCAGAACGUCUGCAGGAAAAGGACGCUGGUUGCCAUAGGAACCCACGACCUGGACACCGUCUCGGGGCCGUUCACCUACACGGCCAAAGCGCCCGACGACAUCCGCUUCAGACCCCUCAAUCAGAGCCAGGAGUACACGGCCACUCAGCUCAUGAGCCUCUACAAGACGGACAGUCACCUGAGGCAUUACCUGCACAUCAUUGAGGACGAGCCGCUCUACCCCGUCAUCUACGACAGCAACGGCAUCGUCCUGUCCAUGCCCCCCAUCAUCAACGGGGAUCACAGUAAAAUCUCUGUGAACACGAAGAACGUUUUCAUCGAGUGCACGGCGACAGACCUCACUAAGGCUAAGAUCGUGCUGGACAUGAUGGUGACGAUGUUCAGUGAAUACUGCGCUGAGCCGUUCACGGUCGAGGAGGCCGAGGUGGUUUAUUCUGAUGGGAGGAUGUUCUCUUAUCCAGAGCUGGCCUACAGGACAGAAAACAUUUCAGCAGAUUUCAUCAACUGCAGAGUCGGCGUGAAUGAAUCAGCUGAAAGUAUCGCCCAGCUGUUGACCCGGAUGUGCCUGAGGUCAGAGGUCAGCGGUGACGAUGGUCAGAUCCAGGUGGAGAUCCCGCCCACUCGCUCUGAUGUCAUCCACGCCUGUGAUAUCAUGGAGGACGCUGCCAUGGCGUACGGCUUCAACAACAUCACCAUGACGACGCCCCGCACCUACACUGUAGCCAAUCAGCUUCCUCUGAAUAAGCUGACGGAGUUGUUGAGGAUGGACCUGGCAGCAGCAGGAUUUACUGAAGCUCUCACCUUCGCUCUGUGCUCUCAGGAGGAUAUAGCUGAUAAACUGGGAAAGAACAUCUCAGAGACGAGAGCCGUGCACAUCUCCAACCCCAAAACUGCAGAAUUCCAGGUGGCGCGGACCACUCUGUUACCGGGGCUCCUGAAGACUGUGGCUGCUAACAGGAAGAUGCCCCUCCCCCUCAAACUGUUUGAAAUCUCUGACGUGGUCCUGAAGGACGAAACCACUGAUGUAGGUGCUCGGAAUAACAGGCGUUUGUGUGCCGUCUACUACAACAAGACUCCGGGCUUUGAGGUCAUCCAUGGCCUUCUGGACCGGGUCAUGCAGCUGCUGGAGGUCAGACCGGGCCGUAAACAUGGCUACUACAUCCAGGCCGCAGAGGACUCCACCUUCUUCCCCGGCCGCUGUGCCGAAAUCUUCUCUCACGGUAAAAGCGUCGGACGCCUCGGAGUCCUUCACCCCGACGUCAUCAGCGGCUUCGAGCUCACCAUGCCCUGCUCCGCCCUCGAAAUCAACAUCGAACCCUUCCUGUGAUGUCACAGUUUAAGCCACACCCACACUAGCAGCAUCGUGCGCUAGCCCAUAGAUCUUCAAAUAUGCUUGUGGAUCCAGGUUCCAGUCCUGGUUUUUGUAUUCACUGAACUGUUGAUGAGCUCAUGACUCUGAAAUGGUAGAGCGAGCAUCACACUCAACACUCUCUCUACCAGUUCAGAUGGCAAAUUUUGAAAAACUGUGCUCUGAUUGGCCGCCUGCCGUACAAGUGAAUACAAAAUCCUGGACCGGAAUCUGGAUUCAGUCUCCGGAUUUGAAGACUUCCACACUGGCCAGACUUGUUAACAGUUGGCUGCUGUUGUUUACACCCACUGUAGCCCCACCCACAUGUGGAGGAGGUGGGCGGAGCUCCAUUCUUUCCAUGUCAGAUUUAAAUCAGCAAAAAUCAGGUCAAUAUUUUAAUGGAAGAGUCUUGUUGAAUGGACGUUCAUAUUUAAUCACUCAUAAGCAGUAGGUUAAUGUGUCUGUACUUCAUAUGCCUGCAUAUUACAUCUGACGUUAAAAUAAAAAUGGACAAAAACAUCAA